Messenger RNA from Diospyros lotus (date-plum), 4037 nucleotides. Its product is annotated as phospholipase D zeta 1. Gene Ontology annotation, cellular component: plasma membrane. Gene Ontology annotation, molecular function: D-type glycerophospholipase activity. Gene Ontology annotation, biological process: phosphatidic acid biosynthetic process; phospholipid catabolic process; intracellular signal transduction. Bases 165 to 3506 code for a protein of 1113 amino acids. The transcript has 20 exons. Lineage: Eukaryota; Viridiplantae; Streptophyta; Magnoliopsida; Ericales; Ebenaceae. The record is from RefSeq and is a predicted model, not a curated record.
CGAAGCAAAGUCUCAUUUCUUCUCUUUCGUUUUCUCUGAAACCGUUUCUCUCUCUCUCUCUCUCUCUGUGGAUCCCGAUUUUGGUUUUUUACUGACACUCAUAUAUACAUAUAUAUAUAUAUAUACUUAUAGAGAUAGAAGGUUAAGCUUUGUGAUCGGGAUCAAUGGCGUCGGAGCAGCUUAUGCCAGCCGGAGGCGGCCCACGCUACGUCCAGAUGUUGCAGGAACCGUUGCCGUCGAUGACGUCGUCUUUCUUCUUUCCCUCUGUCCAAGGUCCUGAGCCAACUCGGGUUUUCGAUGAGUUGCCCAAGGCCACGAUCGUCUCCAUUUCGCGGCCCGACGCGGGUGAUAUCAGCCCCAUGCUUCUUACAUACACCAUCGAAUUCCAAUACAGACAGUUCAAGUGGCAGUUAGUGAAGAAAGCUUCACAAGUAUUCUAUUUGCACUUUGCACUGAAGAGACGUGCAUUUAUUGAGGAAAUUCAUGAAAAACAAGAACAGGUUAAAGAAUGGCUUCAAAACCUAGGAAUAGGUGAUCACACAGCAGUUAUGGAAGAUGAUGAUGAACAUGAUGAUGAGAUUGUUCCUAUUCAUCAUGAUGAAAGCACUAGAACCAGAGAUGUUCCAUCUAGUGCUGCUUUGCCAAUUAUUCGGCCAGCUCUUGGAAGACAAUACUCCAUGUCUGAUAGGGCAAAGGUUGCAAUGCAAGGUUACUUGAAUCACUUCCUUGGCAACCUGGAUAUUGUGAAUUCUCGUGAGGUUUGCAGGUUUUUGGAGGUUUCUAAGUUAUCAUUUUCCCCAGAGUAUGGCUCUAAGCUAAAAGAAGACUUUGUAAUGGUGAAGCAUCUACCAAAAUUUCCAAAUGAUGAUGAUCAUAGAAGAUGUUGUGCAUGUCAUUGGUUCAGUUGUUGUAAUGAUAACUGGCAAAAGGUCUGGGCAGUACUUAAACCUGGAUUCUUGGCGCUGCUAAGAGAUCCAUUUGAUAGUCAGCCUUUAGAUAUAAUCGUUUUUGACAUAUUACCAGCUUCAGAUGGCAAUGGAGAGGGCCGUGUGUCCUUGGCCAAAGAAGUAAAGGAACGCAACCCUUUACGCCAUUCAUUUAGAGUGACUUGUGGGAUACGGAGCAUGCAGUUGAGAACUAAGAGCAAUGCUAAAGUCAAAGAUUGGGUUGCUGCAAUAAAUGAUGCUGGUCUUCAGCCCCCUGAAGGCUGGUGCCAUCCCCACCGCUUUGGUUCUUUUGCUCCUCCACGGGGCUUGACUGAGGAUGGUAGUCAGGCUCAGUGGUUUAUAGAUGGGCGAGCAGCAUUCGAAGCUAUUGCUAUUGCAAUUGAGGAAGCAAAGUCGGAGAUAUUUAUUUGUGGGUGGUGGCUAUGCCCAGAAUUGUACCUCCGACGGCCUUUUCAUGCUCAUGCAUCCUCUCGCCUUGAUGCCUUACUUGAAUCAAAAGCCAAACAAGGUGUUCAGAUUUACAUCCUUCUCUACAAAGAGGUCGCUCUUGCUUUGAAGAUCAACAGUGUUUAUAGUAAGAAAAAGCUUCUUGGCAUUCAUGAAAAUGUCAGAGUACUACGUUAUCCUGACCAUUUCUCUACUGGUGUCUAUCUAUGGUCCCACCAUGAAAAAAUUGUCAUUGUCGAUUAUCAUGUUUGCUUUAUUGGUGGAUUGGAUCUAUGUUUUGGUCGAUACGAUUCCUUUGAACAUCAAGUGGGUGAUUAUCCUCCAGUUGUAUGGCCUGGGAAGGACUACUAUAACCCAAGGGAAUCUGAACCUAAUUCUUGGGAAGAUACAAUGAAAGAUGAGUUGGAUCGUCAAAAAUAUCCACGAAUGCCUUGGCAUGAUGUCCAUUGUGCUCUCUGGGGACCACCCUGUCGUGAUGUUGCCAGGCACUUUGUUCAGCGUUGGAACUAUGCGAAGAGAAAUAAAGCUCCAAAUGAGCAAGCAAUUCCGCUGCUCAUGCCCCAACAACACAUGGUAAUCCCUCAUUACCUGGGUGGAAGUGCAGAGGUGGAAGUCCAAUCUGAUGUCAUAAACAAUCAUGGAGAUAUAAAAAGGCAGGAUUCUUUUUCCUCUCGAUCAUCUUACCAAGAUGUCCCUCUUCUUAUGCCUCAAGAGGCUGAUGGGCUGGAUACUGCCAGUGGACACUCAAAAUUAAAUGGGUUAGAGAGGAAUCACGAUUCCCAUGAUCAGUCAACCAGGAACAGCAGAAAUCCUUUCUCCUUUCGAAAGCCCAAAAUUGAACCAUUAGCAUCUGACAUGCCAAUGAAAGGCUUUGUAGAUGACUUUAAUACUUUUGAUCAUCAGCACCAGUUGUCUUCAGAUGGGAUGGCAGUGCCUGGCAGUAAAACUUCAGAUAAAGAAUGGUGGGAGACGCAGGAACGGGGUGAUCAGGUUGUUUCUGCUGAUGAAACUGGGCAAGUUGGUCCUUGUGUCUUAUGUCGUUGUCAGGUUAUAAGGAGUGUCAGCCAAUGGUCUGCAGGGACAAGCCGGACUGAAGAGAGCAUCCACAAUGCUUACUGCUCUCUUAUUGAGAAAGCAGAGCACUUUGUUUAUAUUGAGAACCAGUUCUUUAUCUCAGGUCUUUCAGGAGAUGACACUAUACAUAACCGUGUAUUAGAAGCGUUGUAUAAGCGUAUUUUGAAAGCAUAUGAUGAGAAGAAAUGUUUCAGGGUUAUUAUUGUCAUACCACUUCUACCUGGCUUCCAGGGGGGUGUGGAUGAUGGUAGUGCAGCGUCUGUCAGGAGUAUUAUGCAUUGGCAAUAUCGAACCAUAUGCAGAGGAAAUAAUUCUAUACUGCAUAAUCUUUAUAAUCUUAUUGGUCCCAAGAUGCAUGACUACAUAACUUUCUAUGGCCUUAGAGCUUAUGGCAGACUUUAUGAUGGGGGUCCUGUGGCUUCCAGUCAGGUGUAUGUGCAUAGCAAAAUCAUGAUAAUCGAUGACCGCACAUGCUUGAUAGGAUCAGCAAAUAUAAAUGACAGAAGUUUGCUUGGAUCAAGAGAUUCUGAGAUUGGAGUACUUAUUGAAGACAAAGAAUUUGUUGAUUCUUCUAUGGGAGGGAAGCCAUGGAGGGCUGGAAAAUUUGCUGUGUCUCUUCGUCGUUCCCUGUGGUCUGAACACCUUGGUCUAAAUGCUGGAGAGAUUAGUCAAAUAAGUGACCCAGUGGUUGAUUCAACUUACAAAAAUAUAUGGGUGACAACUGCAAAGACAAAUACCAUGAUCUACCAAGACGUUUUUUCUUGCAUUCCAAACGAUCUAAUACAUUCCAGAAUUGCGCUGAGACAAUGCAUGGUCUACUGGAAGGAAAAACUAGGCCACACUACCAUUGACUUGGGAACAGCCCCGGAAAAGCUAGAAUCUUACCAGGAUGGUAACUUGAAGGGUACUGACCCCAUGGAGAGAUUACAGACUAUAAAGGGGCAUCUAGUUUCUUUUCCUUUGGAUUUCAUGUGCAAAGAAGAUUUAAGACCCGUGUUCAACGAAAGCGAGUAUUAUGCUUCUCAAGUUUUUCAUUAGGUAUGAACCAUACAGACACAGAAGGUCUCAAGAUGAAUGAAGGCCGAUGCUUGUUACACUGUCCAAAUUUGCAGAAUCGACAAGAGAGUGAAAGAAGUCUAUAAGCCUUGAAGAAAUGGUAAAUAUCCUCGAUCUGUCAUCAUUGUUUUAUAUAGAAUUCAUAGCAAAUAUUCUCAAAACUGAAAAGAUACCGAAAAACAAAAACAAUUUAGGUUAGCCCGGCUGCCAGCCAAUGAGCUUGAAGAUGGGCUUCAAGUGCUGUAUUCUUUUGUCAUUUACAUAAAAACAAGAAAAUGGACUUGAGACCCCUUACAUUGAGAGAGAGAGAGAGAGAGAGAGAGAGCCAAGCCCCAUUUUCGGCAGCAGUUUUGGAUAUUUAUCAGCAAAACUACUGCCCCUCUUUGCACUUAAUUUAUUUGUUGGUAUACUUGCUCACGUAAUUUGACUGAUUAAUUGUUGUAUAAACUUCAUGAAUCCUGUCAUUGAUAUAGUAAUUCUUGGAAGGUAACCUUCAUUGGGUAUCUUACUCAA